Messenger RNA from Mobula hypostoma (lesser devil ray), 972 nucleotides. RefSeq names its product probable G-protein coupled receptor 139. Gene Ontology annotation, biological process: phospholipase C-activating G protein-coupled receptor signaling pathway. The record is from RefSeq and is a predicted model, not a curated record. Bases 1 to 972 code for a protein of 323 amino acids. Gene Ontology annotation, cellular component: plasma membrane. NCBI's taxonomy places the organism in Eukaryota, Metazoa, Chordata, Chondrichthyes, Myliobatiformes, Myliobatidae. Gene Ontology annotation, molecular function: G protein-coupled receptor activity. The transcript is spliced from 2 exons.
AUGGUAUUGCCGCUCAUAAACCGGAUCGAGGCCAUUUACUACCCCGUUCUGGCCUGCGUUGGAGUGCCAGUGAACCUGGCGGCGAUUGUGAUCCUGUCCCAGGGAAAGUGCGGUCUCUCAGGAUGUGUCACUCGCUACCUGGUGGGAAUGGCAGCGGCCGAUCUCCUGGUCGUUCUAUCGAAUCCCGUGUUGAAAUGGACUCGAGAGUUUCAUUUUCAAGAUUCAUUUCUGUCCAUUACUCCGGUCUGCAGGCUCCUGACCGUGGCAGAGUUUGCAGCCAUCUUCACUUCUGUGUGGUUGACGGUCACCUUCACAUUAGAUCGAUUUGUGGCCAUUUGUUGUGAGAAAUUCAAGAGAAAAUAUUGCACCGAGAGAACGGCGGCAGUGGCGAUAGGGAUAGUGAGUGUGCUGGGCUGUGCGGAGAGCGCACCUUGGUUUUUCUUGUUUGAACACGUCUACAUUAUUAACAACGUUCCUUGGCAUUGUGUACCUUCCGAGACCUUCUUGCACUCCAUUGCAUGGGGCGCAUUUGAAAUGUCGCACUUCAUGUUAACCGCUUGUACCCCCUUUGUUUUCAUUUUAUUGCUCAAUAUUAUGACGGCCAGUCGUGUUUUAUCGGCCAGCAAAGUACGGCGGGCACUCCGGGGCCGGAGGGAUGGUGAGAACGUUGAGGAUGCUGAGCUGAAAAACCGAAAGAGGUCUGUCAUCUUGCUCUUCUGCAUUAGUGGUAGCUUCAUACUGCUCUGGGGGACAUAUGUUGGGCAUAGGUUUUAUGUGCGCAUUUCGGGCAAUUACGUUUAUACAUCCACAUCUGACCCGAGUUUUAUCGCGGAGCAUGCGUCGAGGAUGCUGCAGAUUCUGAGCACCUGUACUAACACAUGUAUUUAUGUCGUGACUCAGCGUAAAUUCAGGGCGGAGUUGCUGAGAGUAGUGACGUACCCAAGCAAAGCGAUCCUUAAACUGUGCAAGUAA